Messenger RNA from Ectocarpus sp. CCAP 1310/34, 843 nucleotides. Lineage: Eukaryota; Phaeophyceae; Ectocarpales; Ectocarpaceae. The record is from the annotation of a GenBank genome assembly.
AUGCUGAAGCUGAUGGAUCAGAAGGUGACUCAUGAGCAGCUAGCAGAUCGCUUCAAGUGCUCGGAACGGUUGGUCCGGGAUGUGAAGAAGAACAGGAAGAAGUACGAGACCGAGGCUGCUGCAGGACGCGGAGGAAGCAAGAAAAACGUGCGCACAGGCAAUAAUCCGGAGGUGGACGCCAUAGCUCUUGACCUACUAGAGAAAGCCCGGAAGACCAAGAUGCCCGUCACGCGCGACGUCCUUCGAAGCUUCGGCCGUGCCGCCAGGGCAACCCUGCUGGCUGAUCCAGCAGCUUCUAAGGAAGUGAAGGCGAGGGUCGAGGAUUUCAAGGCCGGCGAAAGGUGGGCCAGGAACUUCGUGAAGCGCAACAUCAUCGACAGCGUGAGACUUCAUGGAGAGGCUGGUAGCGUCAACAAGGAGGCCAUCAAGGAAGCCAUGGAAGAACUCCGCAUCGAACCCGGAAAGCCGCUCCUGGAGGAAGCGGUGAACGCGAUUCAAGGGUGGGCUACCAUCGAGGACGACGAUGAAGUGGUUGAGGCUCUCAGAGAGGAUACGGUGGAAGACAUGACGGCACAGCUGGCUGGGACUCGAGUGUCUACCGGCCGCGAGGAGGAGGACGAGGAGGAGGACAGCGGCGAUGACAACACGGGGCUCGCGCGCCGUGUCCCACCGGCUUAUGGUGAACUGUCGUCUCACUUCGGCGUCCUGGAAGCGGCAGCAGAGGAGAGCGGCAAUGGAGACGCGGCGCUCUACCUAGCGAAAGCGAAGAUGGCGAUGAUUGCAGCGCAUUCCAAGAGGCGGGUGCGCCAGGCAGACAUGAGGGAGUUUGUUGCUACGGAGUAA